AAAAACAGUAGAGUCUCCUCUCUCAACUGAAACCUCGUUAUCUCAACUUCGAAGAGCCUCUCCAACUUCUUCUAUUGCUUACUCACGCAGUCACACUCACGCCAUCGACCCUCCAUUCGAUUCGCACCCUCAGACCCUUCGACCCGCUCCAUUACUCACGCAAGUCACGGGGUCUUCGUCAGCGUCGUUCUGUUCAAGCUUUAAGCGUCCUCCUCCGACCCCGUCCAUUGUUCUGAUUUCAAGAUUCAGUUUAUCAUCCGGUCCGCCUUGUGAGUUGUGACUUGUGAUUUAAAUUCUUCUCAGCGUGGGCACUGGGUCGAGCCGUCAAGAGAGAACCAGAGGAUUUGGUCUUGACGCAAAUAGAAUGGGGAGGCUAUAGGGUGGUUCGAGGUUCAUUGGUAGUGGUGGUUGCUGCUUGCUGGCGGCAGUGCUAUAGUGCUUUCCGGCAUUGUUACGCAGCCGAACCAAAUAAUGUAAGGUUUCCGGCCUUGAUGCAUAAUUUUGCACUGACUUUUAUACUACUACAAAUCUAGGGAAACAGAAAGAAACACAGGAAAGAAGUAAGAAAUGCAUGGCAGAUAGCAACAUGGCUAUGUACCAGAUUGUUCACAUCCCAGACGAGGAGCAGUAUCCCCUUCACCAGCAACCCACUGAGAAAGUCAUUGCUUCAGUCAUUGAUCCAAAGCAUGCCAACCACAUUGUAAGGAUUUUGAAUCGAAUAGAACCACUGGAAAAUCUCCGGCAUGUGAAGCGAGUUCAAAAGAAAAUUCUUGAAGCAGGACAAAUACAGUUAUCUGUGAUCCUGUGUCUAGCAUCUGAUGGUGACAACCAGUUGGAUAGUGUCCCGCCUCAUCUGCAGGGGUUGAUUAGUUCCUAUCAAUUGAGUCCCUUUAUCGCAAAAGUUUGCAAAUAUGCCGCAACAUCAAAAGAAGAGUGGCAAGAGCAAUGCAAAUUUUGGCCAACAUCAUAUCAUCCCAGGACCUAUAACAUCGAUGGCAUUACUGGAUUCAACGAGGAAGACUCCCAGUUAAUUUUCAAGUUCAUGCAAUCAGCUGUUGAGUUGACAACAUCAGAGGCUGGGUUGGAACUCAUUUGUAUAAGAGCGGACGGAGCAAUGAUCUCAUUGAUUGUACUUGCUAACCUGCAGGUAGUCAAUGCUGCAGUGAUAGUGGAUCCUUCAACUAAACAGAAUUCUUUAGUUGCCAUCCCAUUAGCUAAUAAAGUAGGAGCCAAUGACUCGUUGCCUUCAAACAAGCCAUCCAAUCAACUCAGACAACCUCAUGCAGAUGUGGCUUGCUUAUACCCUUGGCGUUGGGCUGAGCAAAAGUCACAUACGCAGAAUUAUAAGUGGCACCCCCUACGGCACGCUGCUAUGGUAGCUAUAGAAUCUUCUGCCGCCAGGGAUAGAUGCUGUUUUCCUUCUGUUAGCGACAUUGAUGAAAAAUGUUUGGAAUUGGAUCAUGAAAAAACUUCUUGGAUGGCCUCUCCUCCAAAGAGACAGAGAACUAUUCCUGAACAUGUUGAGGAUGAUGGAAAACUAAAUGCUGUUAGUCAGAGUUCUGAUCAAGUGUCAGCACGACCUUACUUAUGCACUGGUUAUGACAUCUUUCUUGUUUGGGAACCGUGCACAAUGUGUGCUAUGGCGCUCGUCCAUCAGAGAAUCAGAAGGAUAUUUUAUGCUUUUCCAAACCCUCAUGCCGGGGCCUUGGGCAGUGUUCACAGAUUACAGGGAGAGAAAAGCUUGAAUCAUCGUUAUGCUGUUUUCAGAGUUUUGUUGCCUGAGGAAGUCCUCCAUAAACGUCAUGCUGAAGCUGCAGAAACCGUUGCAGCCAGUACUGCUUAAGCAGCACCUGUGAGGUCUUAGGAGGAUGGUGAACGAUUAUAACUGGAGACAGUAUUAACAAGAGAAUGUUGAAUGUUGUUAGCUUAGCUAAAAUCAUUGUGAACUGUUAUAUUAUUAACUUAAAUUAGAAGAGUUGUUAUCAAUCGAAUCAUUGAUUUGUACUCCAUCCAAUCCUGUAUAUUAAAUCAUAUAAAUUGCAUUUAACUAAUUCAUCAAAGCCAAGAUAAAUUAGUUAAAA
Molecule: messenger RNA, 2081 nt
Organism: Neltuma alba
Lineage: Eukaryota; Viridiplantae; Streptophyta; Magnoliopsida; Fabales; Fabaceae
Product: tRNA-specific adenosine deaminase TAD3
Exons: 11
Coding region: 572-1843 (423 amino acids)
Biological process (GO): tRNA wobble adenosine to inosine editing
Cellular component (GO): cytoplasm; nucleus
Molecular function (GO): tRNA-specific adenosine-34 deaminase activity
Source: RefSeq, a predicted model, not a curated record